Molecule: messenger RNA, 1403 nt
Organism: Larimichthys crocea (large yellow croaker)
Lineage: Eukaryota; Metazoa; Chordata; Actinopteri; Sciaenidae
Gene: sapcd1
Product: suppressor APC domain containing 1
Exons: 4
Coding region: 619-1134 (171 amino acids)
Source: RefSeq, a predicted model, not a curated record
CAGCACCAGAGGAAUGUUCAUGUUUCCACUUCAGCUGCAGGAUGACACGAUUCCCAGAAAAUUCUUUCAGUCUUUUGAGCAGAGAAAUCCUCUCAGGGCUUGUCUAACCAAGGCUGUUUUCCUCUAACACUUCUUUUGUGUUUUUCUUUUUUAUCCAAUAGCGUUAAACACACACAGGAGCUGAUCACACCUAUAUCCUCUUCUCAAAUCUCUAAUCCACAGCUCCACUUUCAUAUUUCCUGCCAAAAUGCUUUUUUCCUCUGUUAUCUUUUCUCCUUUAUUCAAUCCUGUACUGUCAGUUUCACCUCCUCUCCAACCCCAUCCCUCUCUCUCUCUUUCUCUCUCAUAGUGUCACUGUAUGUCGAUUAACCAGUCAUGGCAGUGACAUGUGGAAUUUUUCAUUACCUCGCCCUGGGGGCACCAUGCUGCCUGUGCCUGUGUAACGUGUUGCUUUUUUUUCCACUCCUGCCUUCCCUCUCUCACACACACACACACUCAUUCUUUCUUUCUCUGUGGUAUUAUUCUGUGUCAGCCAGUGGGGAUCGGUGGUUUGUUGUUUGUUGUCCAACCAGCUGUAUGGGGCAGUAGUAGCAGCCUUCGGUGACUGAUCUCCUCUCCAUGGCCUGUCAUCCCUCCGGCUCUGGCUCCUACACCGUGGUUAUCAUCCCCCUCAGGACCAGCCUCUACAGCCUGGACGCUCUUCGCUUCUACCUAUGGAUUAAGCGUCUGAAGGAUCUGGAGAAAGAGAAGGACGCUCUGUGCUCUGGUCUGGAGAUCCUGGAGAAGUCUCGUCUCUGGUAUCUUCAGCGACUAGAAGAGAACAGAGUCAAGCAGAGCAUCGUUGAGGCCAAAAGUAGGAUCACCUCCAGUCAGGAGGGUGCGGCAGAGGCUCGGUCUUGCCUCCUCAGGUCUCGUAUUCAGCGGGUGAAUGGCUCAUUGGGCUCUAUGAUGAGCGAGCCCAACGUCACCAGCAGCAGCAUCCCUUCUCUGCCUGAGGGAGUGGCAGACAGCGACCUCCGGUGGCACAACACAGUACUGACUCAGGAGGUGUGUGACAAGAAUCGUCAGAUCUCCAUGUUAGAGCUGGAAAAAGACGCUCUACUCGAACAGCUUGAUGAACUGCAGGCCCAUUGAUUGUAUAAACACACACACACACACACACACACACACACACACACAGGCAGACACAUGAGCUUACAUUUGACUUCAUGUGACGCAGUCGCUGACUUUUCUCCACUUGUAAAUAUGUAUUUAAACGAAUAAAUUACAGUAAACGAUGCAUCAUUUGCUUUUGUGCUCUCUUUUCAAAACAAACCUGUUCCGGUGAAGUGUUGAAUAACCUGACUGACAUGUGACUAUUACUGUAAUGACUCACUAACUUCUUUUAAUUUCAUCAAAAGCCA